Molecule: messenger RNA, 754 nt
Organism: Drosophila serrata
Lineage: Eukaryota; Metazoa; Arthropoda; Insecta; Diptera; Drosophilidae
Biological process (GO): positive regulation of transcription by RNA polymerase II
Cellular component (GO): RNA polymerase II transcription regulator complex
Molecular function (GO): transcription coactivator activity
Source: RefSeq, a predicted model, not a curated record
CAAGCUCAUCCAGCUCAGUCACAGCCGCCCCCCAACAACCAAGUCAAAAUGAAAUUCCUCAUUGUGUUCGCCCUGAUAGCCUGCGCGGCCGCCGAUGUUAGCCACCUGACCAAGUAUCUGCCCCCCAACAAUGAGUAUCUGCCUCCUGUCCAGAAUACCUACUCUGCUCCUUCGGUGAGCUAUUCCGCCCCUGUGCAGAGCUACUCCGCCCCUGUGCAGAGCUACUCCGCCCCUGUGCAGAGCUACUCCGCCCCUGUGCAGAGCUACUCUGCUCCCUCGGUGAGCUAUUCCGCCCCCGCUGUCCAGCAGAGCUAUGUUGCUCCCAGCAAUGAGUACCUGCCCCCCGUUCAGCAAACCUACUCCGCCCCUGUGGCCCAGAGGACUUACUCUGCUCCCUCGGUCAGCUACUCCGCUCCUGUCCAGCACAGCUACUCUGCUCCCUCGGUCAGCUACUCCGCUCCUGUCCAGCAGUCGUACUCGGCUCCCUCGGUGAGUUACUCCGCUCCUGUCCAGAGCUACUCUGCUCCCAUUCAGCAGACCUAUGCUGCUUCCUCGGUGAGCUACUCCGCUCCCGUCCAGCAGACGUACUCCGCCCCCGCCGUGGAUGUGGGCACUCAGUAUGCCUCCAACGGUGGCUAUGUCUACAGGAAGUAAAUGGGGUCUCAGCAACUGAUCCCAGUGUAAAUAACAAGCAAACUGCCCUAAAUUACCAUAUGUAAUACAUAUAUAUUUUUUUUUUGUAUUGUAAACUUUG